AUGCCGACUUUAACCUUUGUGCAGAAGCCCAGACCCGCGGUGGGGUGUUUACCUGACCCGCGGGGGUCAGAGGCUGCGGACCCAGCCAGCCGGAGGGGACCGGCGGCCUCCGGCGGGGCGGCACUGCCCUCUCGUGGCCAAUCGGCGCCACUACAUCGGGCUCGUGACCACAUUCAAUUAAAAGAGUUGGAACUCAAUACCGUUUUCCAUUGCCCACGCCACCUCCCCUCUCGGCCCACCACUGACCGCCUGGGAGAGCUAUUUCUCCUCCUGGCUGACUUACUUCUGGUUUUAGAAGAGGCAACCCGAUUCAAGCCCCUCCGGAAGUAUGUGUACAGCUAUGAGGCAGAGAGCUCCAGCGGCGUCCCUGGAACCGCAGACUCCAGAAGCGCCACCAGGAUCGGCUGCAAGGUUGAGCUGGAGGUUCCCCAGCUCUGCAGCUUCGUCCUGAAGACCAGCCAGUGUACCCUGAAAGAGGUGUAUGGCUUCAACCCUGAGGGCAAGGCCUUGCUGAAGAAGACCAAGAAUUCUGAGGAUUUUGCUGCUGCCAUGUCCAAGUAUGAGCUCAGGCUGGCUGUACCUGAAGGGAAGCAAGUUGUCCUCUACCCAGCGGACAAGGAGCCCAAACACAUCCUGAACAUCAAGAGGGGCAUGGUCUCUGCUCUCCUGGUUCCCCCGGAGACAGAAGAGGCCGAGCGAGAGCUGUUCCUGGAUACUGUGUAUGGAAACUGCUCCACACACGUCACGGUGAAGACGAGGAAGGGGAGUGUGGCCACAGAAAUGUCCACAGACAGAAACCUGCGGCAGUGUUCCGGCUUCCAGCCUGUCAGCGCAGGUGCCAGCCCCCUGGCCCUCAUCAGAGGCCUGGCCCGCCCCUUGUCCACUCUGAUCAGCAGCAGCCAGUCCUGCCAGUACAGCCUGGAUCCCAAGAGGAAGCAUGUGUCAGAGGCCACCUGCAAGGAGCAGCACCUGUUCCUGCCUUUCUCCUACAAGAAUAAGUACGGAAUGAUGACCCAGGUUACGCAGACUUGGAAACUCGAAGACACUCCUAAGACCAACAGCCGCUUCUUUGGUGAAGGCACCCAGAAGGUGGGCUUGGCCUUCGAGAGCACCAAAUCCCCGUCACUGCCAAAGCAGGCCGAGGCUGUUCUGAAAACUCUCCAGGAGCUGAAAGCACUGUCUGUCUCUGAGCAGAAUGCCCAGAGAGCAAAUCUCUUCAAUAAGCUGGUCACCAACCUGAGAGGCCUCAGCAACGAGGCAGUCUCAUCCCUCCUGCCACAGCUGAUCGAGGUGUCCAGCCCCAUCACCUUGCAAGCCUUGGUCCAGUGCGGACAGCCUCAGUGUUACACUCACAUCCUCCAGUGGCUGAAGAGUGAGAAAGCUCACCCCCUGCUGAUAGAUGCUGUCACCUACCUGGUGGCCCUCAUCCCAGACCCCUCAGUUCAGAGACUGCGUGAGAUUUUCAGCAUAGCCAAGGAACAGCAGAGCCGCGCCACCCUGUACGCGCUGAGCCACGUGGCCAGCAGCUAUUUUCAGACGACCCAUACGGUGAACCAGGACCUGCAGGAUGUGGCGAAUUACCUCCAGGAGCAGAUCCGCGACACGUGUGCCGGGGAUGAGGAUCACACCUACCUGAUCCUGAGGGUCAUUGGAAAUAUGGGCCGAACCUUGGAGAGCAUAACACCUGCGAUCAAGUCUUCGGUCCUGAGCUGCAUCAGAAGCCCAAAGCCAUCAGUGCUGAUUCAGAAAGCUGCUAUCCAGGCCCUGAGAAAGAUGGAACUUGGAGAUGAGGCCCAGGAGCUCCUCCUCCAGACUUUUGUUGACAGCACCUUUCCAGUGGAGAAGCGGCUGGCUGCCUAUCUCAUGCUGAUGAAGGGGCCUUCCCAGGCAGAUGUUAACAAGGUUAUCGGACUUCUCCCACGGGAAGGGAAUGAGCAGGUGAAGAACUUUGUGGCUUCUCACAUUGCCAACAUCUUGAACUUGGAAGAAUUAUAUGUUGGAGAUCUGAAAACUUUAGUGAGAGAAGCUCUGAAGGAUUCUCAACUUCCAACCAUCAUGGACUUCAGAAAAUAUUCCCGGAACUAUCACUUUUCCAAGUCUGUAUCGCUUCCUUUGCUUGAUCCAGUCUCAGCCAAAAUCGAAGGGAAUCUUCUGUUUGACCCAAAUAAUUAUCUUCCUAAAGAAAGCAUGCUGAAAACGACCCUGACUGUCUUCGGCUUUGCAUCAGCUGACCUCUUCGAGAUUGGCUUAGAAGGAAAAGGCUUUGAGCCAACACUGGAAGCUCUUUUCGGGAAGCAAGGAUUUUUCCCAGACAGUGUCAGCAAGGCAUUGUACUGGGUCAAUGGUCAAGUGCCUGACCAUGUCUCCAAGGUCCUGGUGGAUCACUUUGGCUACACCCAAGAUGACAAGCAUGAACAGGACAUGGUAAAUGGAAUCAUGCCCAUUGUCAACAAGCUGAUUAAAGAUCUGAAAUCAAGAGACAUGCCCGAAGCCAGGGCCUAUCUCCGCAUCCUGGGCAAAGAGCUGGGCUUUUUCAAGCUUCAAGACCUCCAGUUCCUGGGCAGGCUGCUGCUGAGCGGAGCUCGCACUCUGCAGGGAGUCCCCCAGAUGAUUGGAGAGGCCAUCAGGAAAGGCUCAGAGAGGGACUUAUUCCUGCACUACAUCUUCAUGGACAAUACCUUUGAGCUCCCCACUGGAGCUGGGCUUCAGUUGCAAGUGUCCUCGUCUGGAGUCAUCACCCCUGGGAUCAAAGCUGGCGUGAAGCUGGAAGUGGCCAACAUGAAGGCCGAUCUGCUGAUGAAGCCCUCCGUGUCCGUGGAGUUUGUGACAGACAUGAGUGUCAUCAUGCCAGACUUUGCACGCAGUGGGGUCCAGAUGAACACCAAUUUCUUCCACGAGUCAGGCCUGGAGGCCCGCAUGGCCCUGAAAGCUGGUCAGCUGAAGUUCAUCAUCCCUUCUCCACAGAGGCCGGUGAAGCUAUUCAGCGGCAGAAACACACUGCAUUUGGUCUCCACCACCAAGACGGAAGUGAUUCCACCCCUCAUUGAGGACAGGCAGUCCUGGUCAGCCUGCAGGCCCUUCAUUGCUGGCCUGAGCUACUGCACCACCGGUGCUUACUCCAAUGCCAGCUCCACACAGUCCGCCUCCUACUACCCACUGACAGGGGACACCAGAUAUGAGCUGGAACUGAAGCCUACAGGAGAGGUAGAACAGUACUCUGCCAGUGCAACCUAUGAACUCCAGAAAGAGGACAAAGCCCUGGUGGACAGGCUGAAGUUUGUAAUUCAGGCAGAAGGUGUGAAGCAGACCGAGGCUACUUUGAUGUUCAGGUAUAAUCGACGGAGUAGGACGUUAUCCACCGAAAUGCAAAUUCCAGAUCUGGACGUCAACCUCGGGACCGUCCUUAGAGUCAGUGACGAAUCUUCUAAGGACAAAAAGUCUUACAAACUCAACCUAGAUAUUCAGAACAAGAAAAUCACUGAGAUUGCAUUCUCAGGCCACAUAAGUCACGACACAAAAGGAGAUGGCAAGAUCAAAGGCGUUGUUUCCAUACCGCGUUUGCAAGCAGAAGCCAGAAGUGAGAUCCUGUCCCACUGGUCUCCCACCAAAUUGCUGCUUCAGAUGGACUCCUCUGCUACAGCCUAUGGCUCGACAGUUUCUAAGAGGGUGAUGUGGCGUUACGAUGAUGAAAAGAUUGAAUUUGAAUGGAACACAGGGACCAAUGUGGAUACCAAAAAAGUGGCUUCCAAUUUCCCUGUGGACCUCUCCGGUUAUCUCAGAAGCUUAGAGAUGCAUGCCAGAGGUCUCCUACAUCACAGAAUUCCUCAAGCAGACAUGUCUUUCUGGGACAUGGGUUCCAAAUUAAUAGCAACAACGAACACAUGGCUGCAGGAAGCAUCCGGUCACCUUCCUUAUGCCCAGAUUUUACAGGCUCAUCUCAGUGGCCUAACACAGAUGGACCUCCAGAAAAUGAGUUUGCCGUAUUUCCACAUGCCUGACAACCUCUUCUUAAAAAGUGAUGGCCAAGUGAAAUAUACCUUGAACAAAAACAGCAUUGAAGUUGAAAUUCCUUUGCCUUUUGGUGGCAAAUCUUCCAAAGAUCUGAAGAUAUUUGAGACCAUCAGGACACCAGCUCUCAACUUCAAAUCUGUGGGACUCCACCUGCCAUCUCGAGAGUUCCAAGUCCCCACUUUUACCAUUCCUGAGUUGUAUCAUCUGCGGGUGCCUCUCCUGGGUGUCCUCACCCUCUCCACUAAUGUGUACAGCAACUUGUACAAUUGGUCCGCCUCCUACACUGGUGGCAACACCAGCAGGGACCACUUCACCCUCCAAGCUCGGUACCAUGUAAAGGCUGACUCUGUGGUCAACCUGCUUUCCUACAGUGUACAAGGAUCUGGAGAAACAACAUACGAUCACAGGAAUACAUUUACAUUAUCGUGCGAUGGAGCCCUACGGCAUAAAUUUCUGGACUCAAAUAUUAAACUCAGUCAUGUAGAAAAGGUUGGAAACAACCCAGCCUCCAAAGGUCUGCUAACACUGGAUGCAUCUACUUCCUGGGGACCACAGGUGUCUGCUUCGGUCCAUUUGGAUUUGAAAAAGAGGCAACAUUUGUACAUCAAAGAUGUCAAGAUAGAUGGGCAGGUCAGAGCCUCUGCAUUCUACGCUAAAGGCACAUAUGGCCUGACCUGCCAGAGGGACCCUGCCACUGGCCAACUAAGUGGGGAGUCCAACCUGAGCUUUAACUCCUCCUACCUCCAGGGCACCAACCGGAUUACGGGGAGAUACGAGGACGGUGCCCUCUCCCUCACCUCCACCUCUGAGCUGCAAGGUGGCACCCUUAAAAAUACUGCUUCUCUGAAGUACGAAAACUAUGAACUGACUCUGAAAUCUGACACCAGUGGGAAGUCUGACAACUUGGCCGCUCAUAACAAGGUGGAUCUGACCUUCUCUAAGCAAAACGCACUGCUGCGCUCUGAGUAUGCGGCCGAUUACAAGUCAUUAAAAUUUUUCUCCCUGCUCUCUGGAUCCGUGAAUUCCCAUGGUGUUGAAUUAAAUGCUGACGUCCUGGGCACCGACAAAACCAACGCCGGUGCUCACAAGGCAACACUGAGGAUUGCCCGCGAUGGAAUCUCUACCAGUGCAACGACCAGCCUGAAAUACAGCCCCCUGUUUCUGGAGAAUGAGCUGAACGCAGAGCUUGGCCUCUCUGGGGCAUCUGUGAAGUUAACAGCAAAUGGCCGCUUCAGAGAGCACAGCACAAAAUUCACCCUGGAUGGAAAAGCCGCCCUCACCGAGGUGUCACUGGGAAGUGCUUAUCAGGCCAUGAUCCUGGGUGUGGACACCAAAAACAUUUUCAACUUCAAAGUCAGUGGCGAAGAACUGAAGCUCACCAACGACCUAAAGGGCUCCUAUGGGGAGAUGACCCUGGACCACACCAACAGUCUGCACAUCGCAGGCUUAUCCCUGGAGUUCUCUUCAAAACUCGACAGCAUCUAUAGCUCUGACAAGUUUUAUAAGCAAAAUUUCAACUUCCAGAUUCAGCCCUUUUCUCUUGUAACUGCUUUAAACAAUGACCUGAAAUACAGCGCUCUGGGUCUGACCAGCAGCGGGAAGGUGCGGCUGGAACCACUGAAGCUCGUCGUGGACGGUAACCUGAAAGGCUCCUACCAAAAUAAUGAGAUAAAACACAUCUUCGCCGUUUCUUACGUCGACGUAUCAGCAAGCUGCAAGGCGUCUACUGUGGCGAGGAUUCAGGGAACGGAGUUCAGCCAUCAGCUCAGCGCGGGCCUCACUGGGCUGGCUGCAUCCGUAGACACCAGCACAAACUACCACUCGGAUUCGCUGCGCUUCGGCAGCGCCUUCCACGCUGCGAUGGCCCCGUUCACCCUGGCCGUCGACGCGCACGCAAACGGCAAUGGGAAACUGGCUGUCUGGGGAGAGCACACCGGCCAGCUGUACAGCAAAUUCCUGCUGAAGGCAGAGCCUUUGGCUCUCACUUUCUCUCACGACCACAAAGGGUCCACAAAUCACCGUCUCUUGUCCAGGAAAAGCAUCAGCACGGCUGUCGAUCACAAACUCAGUGUCCUGCUUACGCCAUCCCAGCAGACCAGCACCUGGAAACUCAAGACCCAGCUGAACGACAACGAGUACAGCCAGGACUUCGACGCUUACAACACCAAAGAUAAGAUCGGCGUGGAGCUCCGUGGGCGUGGCCUGGCCGACCUCGCCGCGCUGGACUCCCCGAUUAAGGUGCCGCUUUUCCUCAGUGAGCCCGUCAAUGUCCUCGAGGCCUUACAGAUGAAAGACGCUGUCCAGCAGCCCCAAGAAUUCACGAUCGCUGCUGUGGUAAAGUAUGACAAGAACCAAGACGUCCACACCAUCAGCCUCCCGUUCUUUAGAUCACUACCAGAAUACCUGGAGAGGAAUAGACUAAUGCUUAUAACUGUACUGGAAGCCAUGCAGAAGGAGCUGAAAAGCAUCAAAAUUGAUCAGUUUGUGGGGAAAUACAGAGCAGGCCUGGGCAAACUCCCCCAGCAAGUUAAUGACUACCUGAAUGCCUUCAGCUGGGAGGGUCAGGUUGCCAGUGCCAAGGAAAAACUGACUGCAUUCGCAGAAAAUUAUAGAAUCACAGAAAAUGAUGUACAAGCUGCACUGAAUAAUGCCAAAAUCAACCUCAAUGAAAUACUCUCUCAACUUCAGACAUAUGUGAUACAAUUUGAUCAGUAUAUUAAAGAUAAUUAUGAUCUAUAUGAUUUAAAAGUAGCUAUUGCUAAGAUUAUUGAUCACAUUAUUGAAAAUUUAAAAAUCCUUGAUGAACGUUAUCAUAUCCGUGUAAAUUUAGUAAGAACAAUCCACAAUGCACAUUUGUUUAUUGAAAAUAUUGAUUUUAACAAAAUGGGAAGUAGUACAGCAUCUUGGAUUCAAAAUGUAGACAUUCAGUACCAAAUCAGAAGCCAAAUGCAGGAAAAAUUGCAGCAGGUCAGGACACAGCUUCAGAAUGUAGACAUCCAGGAGAUUGCUGCAAAGUUAAAGCAACAGGUUGAGGCCAUUGAUGCCAGAGUGCUUUUAAAUCAAUUGAGAACUACAAUUCCAUUCCAAAGAAUAAAGGACAUUAUUGAGCAUAUCAAAUACUUUGUAAUAAGUCUUAUUGAAGAUUUUGAUGUAACUGAGAAAAUCAAUGCUUUUAGAGCCAUAGCCCAUGAGUUAAUUAAGAAAUAUGAAGUAGACCAACAGAUCCAAGUUUUACUAGAUAAAUCAGUACAGUUAGCUCACCAAUAUAAGCUGAAAGACACUGUUCAGAAACUAAGCAAUGUCCUACAGCAAGUUGAUAUGAAAGAUUGCUACGAGAAACUGCUUGUGUUUGUUGAUGAUAUUAUCAGGCAGCUCAAAGCAUUUUCUUUUAAACAUUUCCUUGAAGAAUUAAACCAAUUUCUUGACAUUUUGGUAAAGAAAUUAAGGUCAUUUGAUUACCACCAGUUUGUAGAUGAUACCAACCACAAAAUCCGGGAGGUGACUCAGAUAAUCAACACUGAAUUUCAGGUUCUUGACCUACCACAGAAAGCUGAAGCGCUGAAACUGUUUGUAGAGGAUGUGAGGGCCAUGCUGUGUGCCUUUCUGGAAAAGCUAAAGGACACCAAAAUAAAUGUAUUUGUGAAUUCGUUACAGGAUGCACUAAAUUCUGCACAUUUGGUUCCCAUAAAAGCAAAAUUCCAAGAGACUCUAGAAGAUCUACGAGACCGGAUUUAUCAGAUGGACAUCCAACAAGAACUGGAGCACUACCUGUCUCUGGCAGGCCAGGUUUACAGCACACUUGUCACCUACAUCUCUGACUGGUGGGUUGUUGUUGCUAAGAACCUCACCGACUUUGCAGAGCAAUAUUCUGUCCAAGCCUGGGCUGAAAAUGUGAAAGCUUUGGUGGAACAAGGGUUCACGGUCCCUAAAAUUCAGCUCAUUCUUGGGACCUUGCCGGCCUUUCAAAUUAGUCUUCGCGCUCUUCAGGAAGCUUCUUUCCAGACUCCUGACUUCACAGUUCCCCUGACAGAUUUGAGGAUCCCAUCUGUUCAAAUCAACUUCAAAGAACUGAAAGAUAUAAAAAUUCCACCCAGGUUUUCCACGCCUGAAUUCACUAUCCUCAACACCUUCCACAUUCCUUCCUUUACAAUUGACUUCUUGGAAAUAAAAAUCAAGAUUAUCAGGACCAUUGACCAGAUGCUGAGCAGUGAGUUCCAGUGGCCAGUUCCAGAAGUGUAUCUGGGGGACCUGAAGGUGGAGGAUGUCCUUCCUGCCAGACUCGUGCUACCAGACUUCCACUUACCGGAAAUCGCAAUUCCAGAAUUUCUAAUCCCAAAUCUGAACCUCACAGAGUUUCAAGUUCCUGACCUUCACAUACCAGAAUUCCAGCUUCCUCCCAUCUCAUACACUGCUGAGAUACCUGCUUUUGGCAAGCUGAAUAGCAUUUUGAAAAUCCAGUCUCCUCUUUUCACCUUAGAUGCAAAAGCUGACAUACACAACAUAACUACUUCGGAGCACCAAGCGGGGACUGAAGCUUCCAUCGCUGCCAAAGGAGAGUCCAAAUUCGAAGUUCUCAAUUUUGAUUUUCAAGCAAAUGCACAGCUCUUGAAUCCUAAGACUAAUCCACUGUUUCUCAAGGAAUCCAUGAAUUUCUCUAGCAAGUACCUAAGAAUGGAGCAUGAAAGUGAAAUACGAUUUUCUAUAAAUGCCAUUGAAGGAAAAUCAGACACCCUGGCAAGUUUACAUACAGAAAAAAAUACACUGGAGCUGCAUAAUGGUGUGGUGGUCAAGAUAAAAGAUCGGCUCACCCUGGACAGCCACACGAAAUACUUCCACAAGCUGAGCAUCCCCACCCUGGACUUCUCCAGUAAAGCAGACCUGAGUAAUGCUGUCAAGACACUCCUGGAAGUUGGAUACAUAACACUGACCUCUUCUGGAGCAGGGUCAUGGAAAUGGGCCUGUCCCAACUUCUCAGACGAGGGAACACAUGAAUCACAAAUCAACUUUACGGUGGAAGGACUGCUUGCUUCCCUUGGAGUAGCCAAUAAGAUUAACAGCAAACACCUAAAAGUAAGCCAGAAUUUGGCUUAUGAAUCUGGCUUCCUCAACUUUUCUAAGUUUGAAAUUCGGUCAGAUGUGGAAUCCCAGCACUUGGGCCACAGCGUUCUCACUGCCAAAGGCAUAGCCCUACUUGGGAAAGGGAGAGCAGAGAUAACUGCAGACCACAAUGCUCACUUAAAUGGGAAAGUGAUUGGAACUUUGAAAAAUUCUCUUUUCAUUUCAGCCCAGCCACUUGAGAUUACUGCAUCCGCAAGUAAUGAAGGGAAUUUGAAAGUUAGUUUUCCAUUAAGAUUGACAGGGAAGAUAGACUUUCUAAAUGACUAUGCACUACUUGUGAGUCCUGCUGCCCAGCAAACAAGUUGGCAGGCAAGUGCUGGGUUCAAUCAGUAUAAGUACAACCAAAACUUCUCUGCCACCAACAAUGAGAACAGCAUCGAUGCCCAUGUAUCGAUCAAUGGAGUUGCCAACCUGGAUUUCUUAAACAUUCCGUUUACAAUUCCUGAAAUGAACCUACCUUACACAGCACUCACAACUCCCUCCCUGAAGGAUUUCUCCAUAUGGGAAGAAACAGGCUUGAAGGAAUUCUUGAAAACAACAAAGCAAUCAUUUGAUUUAAAUGUAAGUGUUCAGUAUAAGAAAAACAAAGACAAGCAUUCCAUCGCAGUUCCUUUGGGUGCGUUUUAUAAGUUUAUCAGUCAGAAUGUCAACUCCUUGGACAGCUAUUUUGAGGAUGUCAGAGAUAAGGCAUUGGAUUUUCUUACUACAUCCUAUAAUGAAGUGAAAAUUAAGUUGGAUGAGUAUAAAGCUGAAAGAUCCCUCAACAAACUCCCCCAGACCUUUCCGAGGCCUGGAUACACCAUUCCAGUUGUCAAUGUUGAAGUGACUCCAUUCUUAGUAGAGACGCUGCCAUCUGGUCAUGUGAUCCCAAAAGCUGUCCAUACCCCCAGCUUCACUAUCCCGGGUUCUGACUUCUAUGUGCCUUCAUACACGUUGGUUCUGCCAUCCUUUGAACUUCCAGACCUCCAUAUCCCUAGGAAUCUACUCCAGCUUUCUCUCCCAGAUUUCAAAGAGCUGAGCACUGUCAACAAUAUUUUUAUUCCAGCCAUGGGCAACAUAACCUAUGAUUUUUCCUUCAAAUCAAGUGUCAUCACCCUGAAUGCCAAUGCUGGACUUUAUAACCAAUCGGACCUUGUCGCUCAUUUCCUUUCUUCCUCUUCGUUUGUCAUCGAUGCGCUGCAGUACAAAUUAGAGGGCACUUCACGCUUGACAAGGAAGAGAGGACCGAAGUUAGCCACAGCUCUGUCCCUGAGUAACAAAUUUGUGGAAGGCAGUCAUGACAGCACCAUUAGCAUCACCAAGAAAAUCAUGGAAGCAUCAGCAACCACGACUGCCAAAGUCCAUGUUCCAGUUUUGAGAAUGAAUUUCAAGCAAGAACUUAAUGGAAAUACCAAGUCAAAACCUACUGUCUCUUCCUCCAUUGAGCUAACAUACGACUUCAAUUCCCCACAGCUGCUCUCCACCGUCAAGGGGGCGAUUGACCACAAGCUCAGCUUAGAAAGCCUCACCUCUUACUUUUCCAUUGAGUCAUCUACCAAAGGAGAUAUCGAAGGUGUGGUCCUCUCGAGGGAAUAUUCAGGAGCUAUUGCCAACGAGGCCAGCACUUACCUGAGUUCCAAGGUGACCCGGUCUUCAGUGAAGCUGCAAGGUUCUUCCAAAGUUGAUGGUAUCUGGAAUGUUGAACUAAAAGAAAACUUUGCUGGGGAAGCCACUCUCCGACGCAUAUAUGCCAUGUGGGAACACAGCGUGAAAAACCACUUACAGCCACACAGGCACUGGUCCAGUCAUGGAGAACACACAAGCAAAGCCACCCUGGAGCUGUUCCCGGGGUCAGUAUCAGCCCUCAUUCAGAUUCGUGCACGGGAGAUCAAUUCUGUCUUUGACAUUCCUCACCUUGACCAGGAAGUAGCCCUGAAUGCUAAUACUAAGCACCAGAAGUUCAGCUGGAAAAGUGAGGUCCAGGCUCCAUAUGGGACUCUCCAGCACAAUGGGCAGCUUUCUAAUGACCAGAAAGAGGCACGCUUUGACAUUGCAGGGUCCUUAGAAGGGCACCUGCACUUCCUCAAGUUUGUCACCCUACCUGUGUACGACAAGAGCAUAUGGGACCUGCUAAAACUGGACGUAACCACCAGCUCCCGAAAGAGACAAUAUCUUCGUGCUUCAACUGCUCUUGUGUACACCAAAAACCCCAAGGGCUACCCCUUCUCUGUUCCUGUGCAAGAACUGGCUGACAAAUUCAUCAUCCCAGGCCUGAAACUAAGUGAUCUGAGCUCAGACCUCGCCACACCUACAUUCCGAGUACCAUUUACAGACCUUCAGAUCCCAGCCUACACACUUGACUUCAAUGAAAUCAAAAUCUACAAGAAGCUAAGUACAUCUCCAUUUGCCCUUAACCUCCCCGCACUACCCGAAGUAAAAUUUCCCCAAGUGGAUGUGUUGACAAAAUAUUCUGAACCAGAAGAAUCCUCCGUCCCCUUUUUUGAGAUAACUGUGCCUGAAGUUCAGCUAACUGUGUCUCAGUUCACUCUUCCAAAAAGUCUUGCAGUGGGCAGUACUGUUCUGGAUCUCAAUGAAGUGGCCAGCAGGGUUGGGGACUUCGAGCUGCCCACCAUCACUGUGCCUGAGCAGACAAUUGAGAUUCCUUCCAUUAAGUUCUCUGUACCUGCUGGAGUUUUUAUUCCUUUUUUUGGAACACUGACUGCACAUUUUGGGGUGGCCUCUCCCCUGUAUAAUGCCACCUGGAAUGCUGGUUUGAAAAACAAAGCGGAUCAUGUCGAAACAUUCCUGGAUUCCACGUGCAGCUCUACCUUACAGUUCCUAGAGUACGACCUAAAUGUUGUGGGAACCCACAGAAUUGAAGAUGGCAUGCUCAUCUGCAAGACCGAAGGGAUGCUUGCCCACCAUGACUUCAGCGCAGAAUAUAAAGAAGACGGAAAAUACAAAGGACUUGAGGACUGGGAAGGGGAGCUGAGCCUGGACAUCAGCAGCCCAGCGUUCACUGAGCUCCACUUGCACUACCAAGAGAACGAGAAGAGCGUGUCCUCCUCGGCAGCCUCCCCGGCCAUAGGCACCGUGGGCCUGGACAUGGAGACAGAAGGUGGCCGCAGCUUCGAGUUCAAGCUCUACUUCCAGCCUCAGUCCUCUCCAGGCCAACAACUCAACAUAUUCAAAACCAAGUGGAGGUACCGGGAAUCUGACGAUAAAACUCAGAUGAAAUUUAACUGGGAGGAAGAGGCAGCUUCCAGACUGCUGAACUCUCUAAGGGACAAUGUGCCAAAGGCCACAGGAGCCUUUCAUGCCUAUGUUGACAAGUACCACCGGGAGUACACGGGACUCAGCCUGGAAGAUGCUUCUGUGAAACUCGGGAGAAGUCUGCUGGACAGUGCUGAGGGAGCCUACCAAAGAGCCAGGAGGCAGAUCGAUAAGAUAGAUGUGGGACUCCAGAGAGCAGCUAGCAGCACUACAGGAGCCUACCAGGAGUGGAAGGAAAAGGCCCAGGACUUAUACCAGGGCCUGCUGGCUGACGAGGGACAAGCCACUUCCCACAGACUCAAAGACAAGGUGUUUGACAGUUUGUUACAAGUUACUCAGGAGUCCCACAUGGCAGCCAAGCAUAUGAUUGACUCCUCUAUUGGUUUCUUGCAGCUCACCAGAAUCCAUCUCCCGGGGAUAGCAGGGAUGUACACUAGAGAUGAACUCUGCACAAUGGUCAUGAAAGAAAUCGGGAAAGCACUGUCCCAGGCAUAUUCAAAUAUCCAGAGUGGGUUAGAGAAGCUGCUUUCCUAUGUCCAAGACCUAGUGGAGAAAUCUGAAUUAAUCAAAGACCUACAGAUUAAAUUUCCUUUUUAUUCAGAAAGCCAUACACUGACAGAGGUAAUUCUGAAGUCUAGGAAACUGUUGGAAUUUUUAUCAAAAGAAGCCCAAGAGGUAUUUACUGACCUACAGUCUAUCAAGUUUUCAGAGACACUGACUGAACUCCAGAGCCUUUUACAAAGAGUUUUCCAAGAGAUAGAAGAAGAAAUAAAACUGUUAAAGGAGACCAGGCUUAUCCACCCCAUUAAUGCCAUCCACACAGUCUUCAACACAUAUAUUCCGCUUGCUUUUAGGGUGCUGAAAGAAAGUCUAUGCCUUAACCUUACAAAGUUCAAUGAGCUUGUUCAAAAUAACCUUCAGAUGGCUUCUGAAGGGUUGCAGCAGACCCAUCAGUAUAUAAAGGCUCUUCGCGAAGAGUAUUUUGAUCCAAGUGUAGUCGGCUGGACAGUAAAAUACUAUGAACUUGAAGACAAGAUCAUUGACCUGGUCAUGGACCUGGUGAUUGCCCUUCACAACUUCCAUUCCACGUACGCAGCCUAUGUGACCAGCUAUGUUUCCCAGCUCUCAGCCCUCGCUGAGCAAUUCGUACACAAAGAUGUCCAAGAAUAUCUGUUCAUCCUCGCAGAUGCAGACGGAAAGGGGAAAGAGAAAAUAGCAGAGCUUUCUAACACUGCUCAGCAAGUGAUUAAAACCUUGAUCACUGCAACAAAGGAGAUUGUUUCUGAUUACCAGGAGAAGUUCACAUCUAAACUACAAGAGUUUCCAGACCAGUUCUCUGAUUACCAUGAGAAAUUCAUCGCUGAGUCCCAAAGAGUGAUGGACCUCUUCAUUCAAAACUACCACAUGAUUCUAAGCUAUAUCACGGAGUUACUGCAAAAGCUGCAGGCAGCCACAGCCAGUGGAGGGAAUGCCUACAUAAAGCUUGCUCCAGGAGAACUUACUGUUACUUACUAAAUUUAAUCCCCACUUAUUGGUGCAUUGCAAUUAAACUUGCACACAAUGGGUGGAAAAUUCAAACUACUGAUAAAACACACACUGAGCCGGCCUGCAGCAGGCAACUGACUAAAGGCAGAUGCACAUAGGAACGGGACCUGCUCUGGAGCUGAUGUGGGGGCUCUGAACUCUGGGGGGUGACAAUGUUUUUUUGCAAGUUAAAAUCAGGAUCUGAAUUAUUUUGCUAAACCUGGGAGGGGGCAAAUAAAUGGAUUCUGUUUCACACCACUCAGUAUGGUCCUCUGCAUUAGAAGAUAGUGCAAUUAGGGUAUCGAUUCAAGUAUUCUGGCGUUUCAGCACCUCUAGAACAUAUAUGAUGACCUACGUGAUGGAAAGGAGACAGGAAGCAUUACGAAUGGAGACAUUUUAUCACCUAAAAAACAGAGGUGAUUCAUCUCAAGAACUGUAUUUUCCACGUGAAAAGGAAAAGGUCACAGAAAUUUUUACAUAAUUUGAUCAUGAGGAGCAUCUCAUUUAUCUUUAAGUGCCACAUAGCCUUCCUCACCAACCUGCCUGCCUUUGCCAGGCGAGGCUCUCUUUCAGCUUUAAGGUAAACCAGCAGGCCUUCGACUUCACCCGGCCUGCCGGCAGCGAAGAGGAGAGGUAGGGAGCCCUGGUCUUCAGGCCACUGAGAGAGAAGUUUGGUUAGGAGAGGAGGGUGGGGGAGUGAACGCGUAACACUCCUGUAAGUAAGUGCACAUUCAGGUUCUGGAACUUCCUUAUAUUUCCAAAAGCAAUACCUACUCGUCCCAUUGCAGUCAAGUCAGGGGGCUCUCUUGCUGCCCCAUGCACCCACUACAAGCUCUGAUUUUAAACAUAAGCAAUUUCAGUCAGCACGCUUCUGGUGCUGAGCACUACAUACCUUUCCAUCGAAGUGAGGAGAGUCAGUGAGAUGCCAGUGUCUUCAGAGGCCCCACAGUCUUCCUUUGCAGGGCAUUUACCAGGCCUCCCUCUGCCCUGAGAUCCAGACCUGAUUUGUCCCUUCUCUCGCCCUAAAUAUUGACCCGUCAUUUACACAUUUCUUUAUCCACCCAGCCAGUCAGGAGAAUUUCCUGGACUACCUGAUCCAAGCUCCUGGGUGCCUCUCUUUCCAUUUUCCCAUCAAAGCUGGUGUGUGCUGUUCUAGGAGGGGGAUAAACAGUACAGAGGCACCAUGAAGACUUUAAGUAGAAAAACUCAUGGAGAGGAAGUUGCUACAGAAAAACUUGAAAGGGAUCUUGAUGAUACACAGACUUUAAUAAACCAAUACAGGAGAGGGGCAGCUCCAAAUGAGGGGACCCAGGUGCAGAGGUGGGUUGUUCAGUUUGGCCAAGGUAUAGGAAGAGUAGUCAGAAAGGACAGUUUGGCAGUGUUGUGGGGCUUGAACACUGGAGUGGAAGUGCCGCUUUUUGCUGAAGAAGGGCAUCCGGAGAAAGGUUCUGAGUAGGAGAGUGAUAUCAGGUGCGACUCGGGGACCUCAAUCCAUACUGCAACAUUAUACAUAAUGAGUGG
Messenger RNA from Fukomys damarensis (Damara mole-rat), 15426 nucleotides. RefSeq names its product apolipoprotein B (gene Apob). NCBI's taxonomy places the organism in Eukaryota, Metazoa, Chordata, Mammalia, Rodentia, Bathyergidae. The transcript has 28 exons. Gene Ontology annotation, biological process: lipoprotein transport; cholesterol transport; triglyceride mobilization. The record is from RefSeq and is a predicted model, not a curated record. Gene Ontology annotation, cellular component: mature chylomicron; low-density lipoprotein particle; very-low-density lipoprotein particle. Gene Ontology annotation, molecular function: cholesterol transfer activity; low-density lipoprotein particle receptor binding. The coding region runs from base 1 to 13896 and encodes 4631 amino acids.